This is a messenger RNA of Colletotrichum abscissum, 2796 nucleotides long. RefSeq names its product DszA family Xenobiotic compound monooxygenase. The record is from RefSeq and is a predicted model, not a curated record. The transcript is spliced from 12 exons. Lineage: Eukaryota; Fungi; Ascomycota; Sordariomycetes; Glomerellales; Glomerellaceae. Gene Ontology annotation, biological process: transmembrane transport. Bases 1 to 2796 code for a protein of 931 amino acids. Gene Ontology annotation, molecular function: transmembrane transporter activity; monooxygenase activity; oxidoreductase activity, acting on paired donors, with incorporation or reduction of molecular oxygen.
AUGAGUUAUCAAUGGAAAUUUGCUCUCUUCCGCCAACAAGUUGGACUCAGCGCAGCACGAGCUUACCCCGCCAAGAUGGAACCUUCUGCCAGGCGGCAAAUUAUACUCAAUGCAUUUGACAUGUUCACUCCGAGCCAUCUCUGCUUCGGUCAGUGGCGCAGGGGCGAAGAUGAAGUCGCGGACAAAUUUAGAGAUCUCAGUUACUGGACCAAUCUCGCGCAGACACUUGAGCGGGGAGACAUUCACGCUUUGAUUCUGGCUGAUACUUAUGGUCAACACGAUAUCUACAAUGGAAGCGCUGAACCAACGAUACGGACAAGUUGCCAGUUCCCGAUGGGCGACCCCGUUAUCCCGGUGACGGCGAUGGCAACUGUAACGAAGAAACUUGGGUUCAUUGUAACAACCAGUACGAGUUACGAGGCACCAUUCGUCGUCGCAAAGAGGUUCUCGACGCUCGACCAUCUUACCAAAGGGCGGUUUGGCUGGAACAUCGUCACUUCUUUUAAGGAAUCUGCUGCCAAGGCCGUCGGGGUCUCAUAUGUCGAACAUGAUGAGAGAUAUGCCGCUGCUGAUGAAUACUUGGAGUUGCUCUACAAAAUAUGGGAAGGCUCGUGGGCAGACGAUGCUCUCAAGAAAGAUGCAACGAACAACAUCUACGCCGAUCCCAGUCGUAUCCGUUGGAUCAAGCAUCAUACGGCAAGGUUCAAUGUGGAUGCUCCUCACAUCCUGCAUCCUUCACCUCAAAGAACUCCAUUUCUGCUUCAAGCAGGGACAUCAUCCGCUGGCAUAGCUUUCGCUGCCAAACACGCAGAGGGUAUCAUGAUAUCGGGGCUUUCACCUCACAUCUUGGCGCCUCGCGUAGCAGCCAUUCGUCAGCAAGCAGCGAAAGCUGGCCGUGACCCUGGUAGUGUCAAGAUUUUCGCCGUCAUUACACCAGUCAUUGCGAGAACAGACGAAGAAGCCACUGCAAAAUACCGCAAAGCCUUGGAAUUUGCGAACUUCGAAGCUGGUCUUGCAUUCUUUUCAGGUAAUGCUGCAAUAGACCUCGCCAAAUACGAUUUAGACGCAGAAAUAAGACCAGAUGAUGCUACCAUUGAUGGGCGGGUACACUCCAUGGUCAGCAGUCUGAAAUACCGUGGCGAUGACAUUCCAGCUUGGACGCCUCGAAAUAUUGGAAAAGUCAUGGCCAUCGGCGGGAACGGGCCUGUGCCAGUUGGAUCGGCAGCUCGUGUUGCAGAUUUCCUUGAGGAGUGGGUGAAGAUUGCAGAUUUAGAUGGGUUCAACGUUGGAUAUGUCACAACCCCUGGGAGUUUCGAAGAUGUGGUAGAUUUGCUAGUGCCUGAGCUUCGCCGAAGAGGGCUAUACGGGUACGACGGACUAUCGGGAGAUGAAAUCACUUUGCGUGAGAGGAUGUAUGGCGUUGGCCAGAAACAUCUCCGCCACGACCACAUUGGAGAUCAAUACAAGUACAAAAGCUGGGCUACCUUUGGAUAUUUCGUCAGGCUACUCGACUCAAGCAACAUCACAAAUGCGUAUGUCAGCGGUAUGAAAGAAGACCUCGACUUUCAAGGCAACGAGUACAACCUGUUACAAACUUUCUUUACUUGCGGGUAUCUGGUCGGUCAAAUUCCUUCACAGUUCUUGCUCACUCGCUUCCGGCCCUCAAUUUACCUACCCGUGGCGGAGCUUCUCUGGACCAUUGUCACAUUUUGUUUUGCCGCUGUCAAGGACGUUCGUCAUGUCUUAGCAAUGAGAUUCCUGCUAGGAUUCCUUGAAAGUCCCUUUGCCGUCGGCGUUCUGACCAUCAUGGGAAGCUGGUACACGCCUCGAGAACUCUCCAAGCGGAUUUCAAUCUUUUAUUCGGCCAGCUAUGCUGCUAGCAUGUUCAGCGGAUACCUCCAAGCCGCAAUCUAUCGAGGUCUCAAUGGAGCCGGCGGUCUCCCAGGUUGGCGGUGGCUUUUCAUUUUCUGUGGCAUAAUCUCGAUCUGGGCUCCCAUCUGGGGAUUUUUCGCCGUCCCUGAUAACCCUCAUAUCACAAGGGCUCGCUGGAUGCGUCCGAGUGAGCAGGCAAAGCAUAUCGCGAGGAUGGAAGCCAUCGAUCGGCGCAAACCCGAGCCUUUGACAAAGGCCAGGGUCUUGGGUAUUUUCACGAACUGGCCCAUUUACGUCUUCAGCUUCGCAUUGAUUUGCCAUUGCGUUGUCACACAACCCCUUAACUACUUCUCUGUUUGGCUGAAGUCCUUGAACCGCUUUACGGUCUAUCAGAUCAACCUCUUUCCUACCGCAGCGCAAGCCGUCGGUCUUGUGACCACUCUGCUAUAUGCUUGGCUCUCUGAUGGGUUGGGGAAGAGGUGGCAGGUUUUACUGAUUCCAGCUACCAUCAACCUUAUCGGCAUGAUCAUGGUUGCAGUUGAAUCAAGCUACGCGUUGACCUUUGUCGGAUAUGUUAUCAACGCCGCUUCGUGGGGCUUUUGGCCGGUCCUUUACGCCUGGGCAAUUGAGAUCAUGCACAAGAACAUGGAGGAGCGUGCGAUCGUUAUUGGGGUUGCACAGACCCUAGGCCAAGCUUUCAUUGCAUGGGUUCCAGGUUUGCAACUAUCUUGCCCUCAACAUCUUGAAAAGACGCUAAUUGUUGCAGUUGUGAUUCUCGAUGUGGGUAAAUAUGCACCGUCCUUCCACAUGGGGUUCUCCGUCAUGUGUGGAGUGAGCGUUUUGGAGCUUUCGAGUAUCUUCAUAAUCAGACACUUUGAGAAGCGAGAAAAGGCGAAGAACGAACAGUCCAUUCUUAGCAACUAA